Messenger RNA from Myotis myotis, 7619 nucleotides. RefSeq names its product low density lipoprotein receptor class A domain containing 4 (gene LDLRAD4). Gene Ontology annotation, molecular function: R-SMAD binding. Bases 976 to 1896 code for a protein of 306 amino acids. The record is from RefSeq and is a predicted model, not a curated record. Gene Ontology annotation, cellular component: Golgi membrane; early endosome membrane. The transcript is spliced from 7 exons. Gene Ontology annotation, biological process: negative regulation of transforming growth factor beta receptor signaling pathway. NCBI's taxonomy places the organism in Eukaryota, Metazoa, Chordata, Mammalia, Chiroptera, Vespertilionidae.
CUUGGCUCCCUUGGGCCUCCCGGUCGGGGGACUGGAGGUCAGAGCCAAGCGGGAACAUUGUGCAGGACCUUGCGGGGGAGUUUGCGGAAAGAAAAGGAGGCGGGAGCCGGCAUUGCUAUGGACCCUGGGACCUGCGGCCCCGGCGUCCCGCAGCCUCACGCCCCGGCACCCGGCAUCCUGCGCCCCACGCCCGGCAAACCCUAGGACCUGCCUCUCCCGGCGCUGACCCGGGUUCCCCCGCGCGCGUUGACGUCGGUCGCGGGGCCGCCCGGAGCUCCCGGCAUUGGCUGGGAAGUCGAUUGUCUCGGGCGGCUGCUGUUACACUUAGGUUGGGUCUCCGAGCUCUGGAGGAAGCAGGCAGGCGUGUGUUGAAUUUCUCUCUGACCCUCACGGUGGAAUGAACAGGAAGCGACGAGCACCCAGCCCAGGCCCGGCACUUGCCUUUGUUGCGGGGUCAGCCUGCACAGCGCAGUUCAAGUUCUACAUUUGUAACAUCAUCCACUUACAAGACCAUUUCAAGAACUGACAUCACUUUUCAUACAGCUUAAAAGAAAGAGGAGAGACGCAAAGCACAGAGAGCAGCAGAUCAGACCACACCGAACUCCACUGGAGCGUCGGAGCCGUGGAGGAUGCUGGCUGCCGAGCUGCAGAGGAGGCCCCCGCUCUAAGGGGGAGAGCAGGCCUCACUGAGACAGCUUCCGCCCCUCCCGGGCUCACCAUGGCCUGCACUCUCUGGCUGGACGGCUGACGUGACCGUGUGCCCCAAGUGUGCACGUGCUGGACUGGGUGCUGUCCCAGGUACCGCCUGCUCUCUGGGAGCAGGGCAGGUGGGCAUCAGAUGCUACCCAAAGCUGGACGGGGCAAAGCAAUGGACUCCGACAAGCUAAGAUGGAAGUGACCUGAGGCCUCGCCCAGGCAGUUUCCUCUUGCCAGGACAGCUCAAUAGUCGGAGCACGGGCUUGUCUGGGGAGCAGUAUGCAGGAAGCUGGUUUUCAGGCCACAAAUGCUUUCACAGAGUGCAAGUUCACCUGCACCAGCGGUAAAUGCUUGUAUCUUGGUUCACUGGUCUGUAACCAACAGAACGACUGUGGGGACAACAGUGAUGAAGAGAACUGUCUCCUGGUGACAGAACAUCCACCUCCGGGCAUCUUCAACUCGGAGCUGGAGUUCGCCCAGAUCAUCAUCAUCAUUGUGGUGGUUACGGUGAUGGUCGUGGUCAUCGUCUGCCUGCUGAAUCACUACAAAGUGUCCACGCGGUCUUUCAUCAACCGUCCGAGUCAGAGCAGGAGGCAAGAGGACCGGCUGCAGCAGGAAGGGCGCCUGUGGCCUUCAGACAGCUCUGGUCCUCAGCCUGGUGCCUCAGAGAUCAUGUAUGCCCCGCGGUCUCGGGACAGGUUCACUGCCCCGUCCUUUAUCCAGAGGGACCGGUUCAGCCGCUUUCAGCCCACCUACCCCUACGUGCAGCACGAGAUUGACCUUCCCCCCACCAUCUCCCUGUCUGACGGGGAGGAGCCGCCUCCUUACCAGGGGCCCUGCACCUUGCAGCUCAGGGACCCCGAACAGCAGAUGGAACUCAACCGAGAAUCUGUGAGGGCCCCGCCCAACCGGACCAUAUUCGACAGCGACUUGAUAGACAUCUCUGUGUACAACGGGGGCCCAUGCCCGCCCAGCAGCAAUUCGGGCAUAAGUGCCAGCACCUGCAGCAGUAACGGGAGGAUGGAGGGGCCACCCCCGACCUACAGCGAGGUGAUGGGCCACUACCCAGGAGCCUCUUUCUUCCAUCACCAGCACAGCAACACGCACAGAGGGGGCAGACUGCCGCUUCAGCACGACAGCGCGGGGAGCACGGUGGUGCCCAUCCAGGGCAAGGACAGGAAGCCUGGGAAUCUCGUCUGAUCCUCCAGCAUGCGCUUGAGUGGAGAAGAAGAGACCGAGGACGGAGGAGGACUGCUCAGCUCCUCCGCUCCCGGGCACAGUGCUGUUCAGUUUUACGCGCGACAACUAAGUAAAACCAAAUAUGCAAAUGUGGUCUUUGUUUCUGAUUCCUUUCAGGGGAAUUGCAUGCAAACCAGACUGAAACAAUACAAACUUCCAUCCGGUCUGACCAUCAACAGUGUUUAUUCGGGGGCAGGCGUCGGGAGGGGGGUGGUUUUGGCAAAGGGUGGGCAUGGGAACAGAGAAAGGGGUGCUUUGACUAUAUCAUGAAAUAAAACACAGAGGUAUUUGAUUUAUUUAAUUAUGAAAGGAGACUGCAGAGAAAGAGGCCAGAAUGGCCUUAAAUUUAUAAUUAACUAAGUAAAGAAGGAAGCAUUAUUAUAUAUUAUCAUGGGGAAGAAUUGGCCAGUUUGCUUUUUCUCCCAAGGUGUGGAACUUUUAUUUUGUUUUAAAAAUAUGAUUCAAAAUUCCUGUUUUUGUGUGCCAAGGUAUAAAGUGGGGAAGCUCGAUGAAUGCAAGGAGUUGAUUUGUGUUGUUAUGAUGAUGUGUUAUUAAAAGUUGCACUAUCUUAAUGUUGAAAAUAUAUAUGAGGGAACUGUUUUAUGUGAUGUUCUGUAUGUUGUCUUUUCACCUGUGGAUUAUUAGUAGGCCUAAGGAAUGCCCUGGAGUGCUUCCCGUAAUCAUGCCAGAAAAGAUGUUUGGGGACGUAGCCUAACAUGCCGACUUGUGUACAUCAAGAAGGUCGUUACUGCUGUGAGAGUCUGUAGCAGAGAGCAGGGCGUCUGAAGCAUGGAGGCCUUUGGGUGUAAGAUAGGAACGCGAAGGUCCAGCACUUGGGACUUGCUGAGUUACUCUGCUAGCCUAGGCCACCUGUUCUGUUAAACGUGGCCGACACAUGCAUUGACCACCCAGUAUCGCAGUGCCCUCGCCCUCCAGCAGUGCAGUUCUUCAGUAACUUAGGUUGUUUUUUUUUUUUUCACUGUAGCAUGAAGUAGACUCAUACAUAAUUUUAUGCAAUAAAUUGUUUAAAAUGCAAGGUGGUUAUUUUGAAUACUGUUGAGAUUUGUGACUUCUCCGUGUAUUCCCGUUGUCAGCCUCCUUUUCUAGACAGUUCAGUUCAGUCCUGGACAGCUGGUCCGUGCCCGAGGGGCUCUCAGCGGUUGCUCCGCGUGGAGCCCGCCGGCCUCGGCGUGUGAGCGAUGCUGGUAGUGACUUCUUCAUCGGAAACUCCUGGAAUGGACAGAGGACACCACAUUGCUGAGCAUGAUAACAAGCCAUUGCCCUUCACCAAAUGGGCGCAGCAUUCUCGGGGGAAUGCUGUGCUCACAGCCCACGCUCCCGCGGGAGUUCGUGCAGCCUUGGCAGUGUGGCCAGAACUGGACGGUCAGUUCCACAGCAGGGCAGGGCAGGCGGGCGACUCCAAAAGCACAGGAUUAAAAGCACAACAUGCAAUUAAAAUGCAACUAGAAACUAAUUUUAAAUAUUGUUAGUUUUAGUUUUAAUAUUCCUGAUAUUUACAAAAGGUGUUCUUAUGUAAAGAAACAGCUUUCUUAUGGGGAAGAAAGCAUCUGGCUUUUAUAAUAGCACCAGCCAACAAGUUCAACCAAUGCCACACCGCCGCCUGCUCUGCGUGGGCCAGUCCCCUUGGCCUCUGCAUGUAACAAAAUGGAUUGGAAGGAUGACCCAGUGACUGAUCGCUGCAGUGUUGAUGCUGAAUAACACAUGCGCUUGAGUCUGUCUGUGGGUCUCAGAUGAUCUGUCAGUGAGGUGACUUGGUGCUGUCGGCCGAGAGCUGGAGAGACUGUUCUGAGCUACAAGUCCUGUCCCCUGCCUUCUGCUCCUUUCUGCUGCUGGUUUUUGUUUUGCUUUGAGGAUUGGACUCUUCAUUAAAUUGAUUCAUUUCACCCAGUAACAGCCACAGAACUAGCCAAACUCUUAGAAAGAGAGAAUAAACAGGCUCUGUUGGGACGUGUGCGUGCUAAGAGCCGCAGUAGGAAUUCCAAGACUGGGCAGAGCCCUGGGGGGCCCCCUACCCGGUCAGCUCACUGCCUGGAUCCCACGCCUGUGCGGGAGGGCAGCUGGCACUCUUUGUGGCAUGGAGCCUUGUCUCACCCUGUCAGGUGAAGGUUAGGAAGCACUUGUGCCUGUCAGGACUGCUGGUGGAGGUGCCGGGUAAAUUAUUGGUCAGGUGUCCCCUCAGAUGAAAGAUGACAAGGUCAGCUAAUGAUAUCAUCAUUCCAAACCUGGCCUGCAAUUUGGGUAAAGCAGGUGAACCCACCCUGUAACUCUAGCUCAACAUGGUUUUGCAGUCCUUCACUUUCCUACCUGCUGCAAGAAUGAGCUGUAGUCAGAAACUUGUCGAUUCUUGGUUAUCUUGCAAGUAUGUGAAUGUUUUUAUCGGUGUCCACAGUAUUGGCAAAACAAAUAUUGAAUUCACAUAAAUGUCAUCGUCCUUCAAAAGCGAGGUUCCUCCCAUUCAGCCACUCUAGAGAAUUGUCCUUUACGUUAAAUAGCUAUUUAAAGACAGAGACAUUUGAAACCAUGAACGUGAAUGGUCUUGAGGCUGGGCCUCCAUAAUGAAUUAGUUUAAAAGCCAAGGUCAUAAACUUAAUUAAUAGUCACUUUCCCUUUGGCACAGGGAAAAGGUGAUUUAGAUCAGUAGCUCUUUUGAGGGUGGUGGCUGACCUGUCGCUCCUCGCUGGCCUGGCGUGGAAAGAGGAGUGAGGAAGGUGCAGCCUGCACAGUGGGGCCUAAGGUGGAGAAGCCUGUGUGCUUAUGGAGCCCAAGCACCCCGUUGAGAAAGCAGGGAUUGAGACCAUCAGUGAUGGAUUGGUUACCUCGAUAGAGAGUUGAAACAAAGGCUUGCAAGUUCAGAAGAGCAGCUGGUGGGAAGGGGACUGAGCAUCCUGCUCUGGCUUGCCCGCCCCAGGGGCUGCCUGGAGCAUGACGCCCAGCAUGUGCUGAGUCCCAUUGACAGGAGCACGGCCCUCAGGCAGGUAUCUGUGUUUUCAGAAAGUCUCGUGUUCUUCAGACACAAGCAGUCCCGAAUCCCAAAGAGAUUGUGCUAAACAAAUUAUGCAUUUAAAACGUUAAACUAUUCUUGGUGUUUCUAACCAAAAUUCCGUGUUAAAGAAGCUCGACAAGCAUAUCCUCUGGCCUCCCCCAUCACCUAUACACACGGGCACACAACCCGCAAGAAAUUCUAAGAUUGCGGGGAAGAAUAUUAAAACGUACAAAGAUUGGUCAUGAGGGUGCACAGAUAGCCACUGAGUUCCUGGGUGAGGAAAGAGGGGCCUUCCAACACCCGCAGGGGAACAUGGUACACAGAUGAGUGCUUCUGGAGCUUCUUAUGUCUCCAUUUGAUCUUCUCCACCUUUAUCUUCUUCACUUUUAUCUUCGGCAACUACUUUCAGACAGCUUCUGUUAUCUAGAAGAAUCCACGCACAUCCCUGCCUUCCUCCCGCAACCAGUAGCUGCAUCCUGACAGGGGUGAUCCUGCAUCUUCCAUCUAAUGGCUCUUGUCUCCAGGAAGUCCUUUGUAGGGAGAGUCCUGGUGCGAUGGCCUUUAGAUACCGGUCCAUAGCAAAGGAGAUGCCCGUCCAGCCCCUGCCCCUCAGGAGAAAGUCCGUCCAUCCUUGGCCACUCAGGCUGCUGCAUGCUCCGAACCGCCUCCUGGCUGGUCUGCCGCACGGGUGCUUGCUUCUCGAGGUCUGCUACUUAGCACGGCGACAUUCACUGCAUGUUCGUUGCUAUGCAUUUCGUUCUUCUUAAAACUUCGAAAGCUCCGCAGUGUAUGAUGGAAAGAAACUGGGAAAGAUACUUGGUUUUUGUUAACUUUCUGAUUGUGUCUAAGUGACUAAAAGCAAAACUAUGCCAGUGUUUGGCACUGUGUCUUGCUGCCAGCAUCCCCAACCUCAGUGAAGAGCAGGGACGCAGGCUUCCGCUCUGCUUACCUUCACCUCCAGUACCCUCAAAUUUAGAUAAAGUGGCAGGACUGGGCGGCAGCUGGCAGGGCCCCCUCCUCGCUGUGAGGAGCACUGUAUCUAACCAUGGCGCACCCACGUCACAGGUCAAGGAACUUUGCUUUCACUCCAGGCCACAGCUUUGCGGCUCACCUCACUUUUACGGAUUUAACGGGGACCGAGGCCGCGCUGCCAGCUGCCAGAGAUCAAAGUGGUGGAUGGAGAAGGGGUAGCAUGCUCCUGCCUGGGGAUCCCCUACAUUUCCGCUUAGGCCACGUGACUACCCAAAGUGCUGCAUCUUUUGCAUAGUUCAAGUUUAUCGUUUCUGCCAGGGUGAGACAGCCGUUUGCUGCUGCUGCUGCUGCUGCUGCUGCUGCUGCUGCUGCUUUCGGGGUUGGCUGCAUUUGGAAGCUGUCCUGUGUGAGUGGAUGCCUUGCUAUGAAAGCAAAGCACCGUCUUCCUUUCCUCCUUUUCCUUCCUCCCCCUCGGUGUGUGCUUGUUUAAGUGGACUGUGGUGGGGCUUAGCGCGAGACAGAGGCUGUCGGCACAUGAUACAUGCAUAGUACACGGAUCCAUGUCCGGCGGAGAGCUCUGCAUGUCCGUAGAUUUCAAGCAGCUGCCUUGUCUCAUGUUCUGGGUUUAGCAGACGUAGGACCCGAGCCCCCGCAGCUGCCGCACUCCGCGCUCCCACCUUUGUUGUGCCUCACUGACAAUGGUGCUUCUUCAGUUGUUUGUCUUUUCUUACGUUUUUAUUUGUAAGGUGCUGUAUAUAACUUGAAUAUAUUAUGCACAUAUCCUACCCAAUGGGUAGAACAUACAUUGUUAAUACUGUAAUAUAAUGUAUAGAUACCAAUUUUAACAGAAAUGGCAUAGAAUUUGUGAAUGCCUAUGUGCUUUGUCCUCUUUUGUAAGGAAAUUUGCAAAUGGAUGCAUACAGAUAAAAGUCUAUGUAGUUUAUUUUCCUAUUAAAUACCAAUAUUAUAACACAAGGGAAAGAAGUCUGAACAAGCAAGCCAGUUUAUGACCAGCGUAUGUAUAGCAAAUGAGAGUUGCAUCUUUGCUGUGAAAACACUUUAAAAAAAAUAAGUUUAAAAAAAUUCCAUAGCUUUUUGGUUGCCACUAGAUGCUUCUUUUCAGCUCUUAACGCUCAGUUGGACCAGUGUUAGAAAAAAAAUAGUUGACUUUUCAACUUGUUUUAUGAAGACAUCAAUGUCAUGUAGAAUAAUGAUGUCAGACCCCAGAGAAAGUGCACAUUUUGCUAAAAUUGCAAAAAUUACAUCCAGAGUCCGUGGGCCUGCCGCGGAGGGCCUUGCUCAGUACGGGGGCAUUUGGGACCAUCUGGGUCCCGAGUCUCUCUCUGCCUUUCUCCUUCACAAACUGAAGCUGUGGAGCCAGUGAAAUACCGGAAGGGUUUGUAGGAAAGCAUACCUCAGGGAAAAUGAAGCCACUUGCGACCCCAUUCUUCAAAAAGAUGUCAUUAUGGGUUAUAUUAGCAGAGAAUUAGCUAUCAGCCCCCCGAGUUGGGAAUCUUAUAUCCAUUCCUUUUGGUGUCUCAUGGUGAUCUUGAUCCAAAAAAUUAAACUGGGUUUUGCCACCGGUUAGGGAUUACAUUUGCAGUUGCGUGAUGUCACAUCUCUCUUCCAGCUCGGUGUUUAGUGUCUGACUGUGCUCUCUGCAUUUAUCUUCAAAUAUCCUAAAGUUACCAAAAAAAAAAAAAAAAAA